This is a messenger RNA of Vanessa atalanta (red admiral), 1323 nucleotides long. RefSeq names its product zinc transporter ZIP1 (gene Zip88E). The record is from RefSeq and is a predicted model, not a curated record. Lineage: Eukaryota; Metazoa; Arthropoda; Insecta; Lepidoptera; Nymphalidae. Gene Ontology annotation, biological process: zinc ion transmembrane transport. The transcript has 4 exons. The coding region runs from base 273 to 1196 and encodes 307 amino acids. Gene Ontology annotation, molecular function: zinc ion transmembrane transporter activity. Gene Ontology annotation, cellular component: plasma membrane.
AAUGACGCGGACGUAUUUUAAAUUUGAUUAAACAUAAUACAGUCAAGGAAAUCAUUCACAGAUAACACGUGUGUGAGUGUUAUGAAUUUGAUAACGUGUGUAAAUAAAAGAUAAAAUGAACGGAGUGUAACGAAUGAACGAUACAUUUAUAGCAGUAAGUUUAAAGCAAUUACGUCGCGACGCGAAUAACGAUAUGUUAUUCAAUAAAUACACAUGAAUCACGUAUCAUAUGUUAAUUGUGAAAUAUCAAAGAAGUGAAUUAAGAUAUCAACAUGGAUUUAACUACAGCAAAAGCAAUAUCCAUGUUAGUGUUAGGUUUGGGAAGUUUCAUAGUGGGUAUGAUUCCCGCUUGCAUAUCACAGAAUGCAAGACAAAGACAUCCCCUAUUAAUCUCCUGCUUACUCUGCUUCGGCGGUGGCGUUCUUCUUUCAACUUCUCUAUUACAUAUGUUGCCAGAGGCAAGGGAGAACUUACCGGAUUAUGCCGAUUUGUUACUGUGUGCGGGUUUCUUUCUCGUAUAUGUUGUAGAUGAAAUUGUUCAUUUCUUUUACGGUACUAAGGAAAGUGAAAGAGGUCAUAUGAGAAAUUAUGGAACAGUGGAGGAGACGAGUCUUCUAGUGACUAGAUCAGGGGACGCAGAGAUGAGGGAGCGAUGCUGCGGGGAUUCGGGGAAUCCGAGGAUGUGUCACGUGAGUCACACGGAACCGUGCAAUAAGAGUUCGUCUGGAAUUAUCGGUUUAUUAUGUGCAUUGUUCGUGCACAGUUUAUUGGAAGGAUUGGCAAUUGGUUUGCAAGAAACUGUUUCUCAGGUUCUGCUUCUCCUCGGCGCAGUGGCGAGCCACAAGUUCGUGGUGGGCUUCUGCCUGGGCGCCGAGCUGUGCGCGAGCGCGGCGGGGCGCGUGUGCGCGCACGUGGCGUGCGUGGCGCUGUUCAGCGGCGGCUCGGCGGCCGGCAUCGCUCUGGGUGCCGUUUUGGAUAACGUCAGCGUGUUCAAUAAUUCUGUGGCUGUGCCUAUUAUGCAGUCGCUCGCAGCGGGGACUUUACUGUACGUCACUGUAAGCGAAGUGUUACCGCGCGAGCGAGCGCGCUGGCAUGAGCGGAAGCGUGGAGCGGGUAUGGCGCAAUUCGUCGCCGUAGCCGCUGGCUUCGCUUUAAUGUACCUGUCGACGAUGUAUCUGGAUCACGAUGCUGCAUAAUUAUUAUAUUACAAAAUUGUAAAAGUUUUAUAUAUAUAGUAUCUUGGACAUAGCACUUAGCAGAGAAGGAAUAAGGCCUGGUAUUGAUUAGAUAUAAAAUUAUAAUAAAAAAUGGAAUACUUGACAA